Molecule: messenger RNA, 2879 nt
Organism: Lutzomyia longipalpis
Lineage: Eukaryota; Metazoa; Arthropoda; Insecta; Diptera; Psychodidae
Product: proton-coupled amino acid transporter-like protein CG1139
Exons: 8
Coding region: 662-2119 (485 amino acids)
Biological process (GO): amino acid transmembrane transport
Cellular component (GO): vacuolar membrane
Molecular function (GO): amino acid transmembrane transporter activity
Source: RefSeq, a predicted model, not a curated record
GAGCCAGUCGCUUGGAGACACUCGAACUUGGUGCAACGCUGUUUGUAGAAUUUUGCUGUGAUUUUUGUGUGAGAAGUGAUCGCUGUGCGUGCUGCAGAAAAAUCCACACAGCAAGUGUUUGUUUUAUUGGGUGAUCAUUGCUUGCACAUUUGAGCUGUUUUUUUCUGUGAAGAACAUUAAGAAGCCUUUUGAGCUUUUCUUUUUUUUUCUAAAAAAGAAAAAGAAAAAUUUUCCGAGCUUCGAGCAAUCUGAGAGAGAGAGAGUGGGAGAGAGCAAGUGCGAUCGGAAGGAAAAUAUCGCAUUGAAUGAAUUAAUUUGGCAAGAGAGUUUGUCGCAGUGAUCGUGAUAUUGAAAAUACCCAAGUGAUUCGUUUGCUAAAUCCAUCACUUUCUGCCUGCAAGUUCAAGUGCAUCGUAGAAAUAGUUUCGUUGCAAAAAAGCUGUCGAAAUCUAUUUUUGGGGGAAUUUUUCUCAUCUUAAUUUAAAACCCCCACAAAGACGAACGGCAAGGGAGAAAUUUUCCAUCGUCAAACAGGAAUAACGUGAUAAAUUUUGCUGCUGAUCACGCGCCAUUUAUGUAGCAACGAGUGCUUUGGAAGAGACGCAGGUUGAUCCCGGGACAAUAAUUUGUUAUUUGCAGUGUGACUUCCAGAGAGUAAAUCAUGAGUAGUAAAACUCGCUCAAAUAGCGCAAAUCAUGGGCACAGCAACUCAGGCUUCGUCCCCGAUGAUGGGUCAGGGCGGGAAAAGUCGGCAUUUGUGAUUGAAUUGGUGGAGAAGAGGCCACCAGCAAAUACGGGGGAGAAGGAUCUUCAGGACUAUGAUCCCUAUCAACAUCGUCAAGUCACUCAUCCAACCACGAACAAUGAAACCCUCAUUCAUCUCCUCAAAGGAUCCCUCGGAACGGGUAUCCUGGCCAUGCCAAUGGCUUUCUACCAUGCUGGAUACAUUGUUGGGAGUAUUGGGACGAUAGCAAUUGGUUUGCUGUGUACCUACUGCAUUCACAUGCUGAUCAAAGUGGAGUAUGAGAUGUGCAAGAGGAAGAAGGUUCCUAGCUUAAGCUAUCCAGCUGUGGGUGAAGCAGCUCUCUCCGAUGGUCCCAGAUGGUGUCGUGCCAUAGCCCCGCAUAUUGUACACGUGAUCAAUACGUUCCUGCUGAUCUAUCAAUUGGGCACUUGCUGCGUGUACGUGGUGUUCGUGUCGUCAAACAUAAAGUCCAUCGUUGAUUACUACACGGAAGAGAAGACGGACGUAAGGCUGUACAUGCUAAUCAUCCUCCUGCCAUUGAUUCUCAUCAAUUGGGUGAGAAAUCUUAAAUAUCUGGCGCCCUUCUCCACGAUCGCCAACUUCAUCACACUCAUCUCCUUUGGCAUUAUUCUCUACUACAUCUUCAGAGAGCCAAUUUCCUUCGAUGGACUCAUUGCUGUGGGAAAAUUGAGGGAUUUUCCGCUCUUCUUCGGUACGGUCCUGUUUGCACUUGAAGCUAUUGGGGUUAUUCUUCCACUUGAGAAUGAAAUGAAGACACCAAGACACUUUGGGGGUCCUUUUGGGGUCCUCAACAAAGCCAUGAUUGUCAUUGUGACCCUCUACGUGGGCAUGGGGCUCUUUGGCUACAUCAACUACGGCUCAGAUGUCCUUGGCUCCAUCACACUCAACCUGCCUCCCAGUGAAAUCCUUGCUCAGUGCGUUAAGGGUAUGCUAGCCUUUGCCAUCUACAUCACCCACGGAAUUGCUUGCUACGUGGCCAUUGACAUCACAUGGAAUGAAUAUCUCUUCAAGAGAUUCCAAAGUAGCACAAGAAAAGUAUUUUGGGAAUACGUAACACGAACAAUCCUGGUUCUAAUUACUUUUCUUUUGGCCGUUGCAAUUCCCAAUUUGGAGCUCUUCAUCUCACUUUUCGGUGCUCUCUGCUUGUCAGCCCUUGGGCUUGCUUUCCCAGCACUAAUGCAAACCGCAUGCUACUGGCAUGUGCGCAAGGGUAAAGCAAAGGUCCUGAUGGUGCUGAAGAACGUUGUGAUUGCCAUAAUUGGUGUUGUGGGGCUCGUUGUUGGCACUUACACGAGUAUCUCGGACAUCAUUGCCACCUUCUUCGAGGAUGGCGGUGAAAGUGGCCAUCACUGAAAGGAGACUCUUCCCCCACCCCCACACUGACCUUCUGUGGGAUCUGUGAAGUAUUAUUUUGCACAUUCCAUUGCCGUUUUGUGCUACAAAAAACUUCCCCAAAAAAAUUUCAAAUCAGAAGUGCCUUUUGCUCCGACAUUAUACUUUAAAAGAAAAUUAUACAUAUUUUAGAAUUUAGAGGAUAUUUUUUUUGUAAGAAGAGAUAAAAUACUCUCCAACCCUCAGCAGGAAGGAGGGUUGGGGUGCGAUUUAAUUCUAAUUCACAUCGUUGUGAUAAAUGAUUUUAUGAUAGUUUUAGCUGAAGAGAGAUCACCUUUCUACAAUCAUAGUAUUUUGUAUUAAUUAGAAAGAGAUUUACUAACAGUUAGUUUUUGUAGGAGUGAAGCAAUAGAUGGCGCGUAGUGCUGUGUGGAGGAUUUCAAACAGGAACAUCCUUGCAAUUUCAAAAGAACUAAACUUGAUUUUCAGUUUGAAUUUAGCUUUAAUUAAUUUAGUGACGAAUGAAAAAUUUCUCUCGUGCCAAGAUCACAUGACAAGAUGAAGGAUUUUCAAGAAUUAUCCCUUUGAGAGAGAGAGAAAUGCGUAUUAUGAAGUCUGUGACGCUGUUUCAAGCGUCAACCUUACAAUUUGCACGUUAUUUAAAGAAAGAUUAAUUUUCAUUACAAAAAACCUUUUCAUGCUGAAGAAAAAAAUGUAAAAAUAACAAAGAAAAUUUGUAAAUUGAGAAAAUUGAGAAAUAAAAGAAAAAUCGAGUAAAAAA